UUCAUCAUGGCACACGUCAGCACGGUGCGCCCUCUGUUCUCCUUUUCGUGUAUUUGUAUAUGUGAUGUGGAGAGUAAAUUGGUGCAUGUAAAAAAAAGUACGCUUAGAUUAAUCGCGAGGUACACGACGUAUCGAAAUUACACGCCAGGAUGGUCCUUAUCGCUGCUGCGGUAUGCACCAAAGCCGGAAAAACCAUAAUUUCUCGACAGUUUGUCGAAAUGACGAAGGCAAGAAUAGAAGGCCUACUCGCUGCAUUUCCAAAACUAAUGAGCUCGGGUAAACAGCAUACAUUUGUUGAAACUGAAUCCGUUAGAUAUGUUUAUCAGCCACUCGAAAAAGUAUACAUGUUGCUUAUCACAACCAAGGCCAGCAAUAUUUUAGAAGAUUUGGAAACUUUGAGGCUUUUUGCAAGAGUAAUUCCUGAAUAUUGCAAUUCGAUGGAUGAACUUGAAAUAGCUGAGAAUGCAUUCAAUUUGAUAUUUGCAUUUGAUGAAAUAGUUGCGUUAGGCUAUAGAGAGAAUGUCAACUUAGCACAAAUCAGGACUUUUGUGGAAAUGGAUUCACACGAGGAGAAGGUUUAUCAAGCAGUCAGGAUGACGCAGGAACGUGAAGCUAAAAACAAAAUGCGUGAGAAGGCCAAGGAAUUGCACAGACAAAGGAUGAUGGAAGCUAAUAAAAAGGGCAGGGCUAAAGGACUUGGAUUUGGGGCAUAUGGAAGCAGUGAUGCCCCAACUUCUUUAACUAAUCUGAUAGUAGAAACCAGUGAUACAGCUAACUUUGUGCCUGAUUCGAAUAGACCUUCAUACAAACCCAAGCCAAAACCAUCUUCCAAUUCUGGACCAGGUGCGAUGAAAUUGGGUGGCAAGAGUCGCGACGUGGAUUCUUUUGUCGACCAAUUGAAGGAAGAGGGAGAAAAUGUUGUGUCAGGGCCUCUUGCUGCUCCUGGAACAAAAUUAACACCAAUCAGUCCUCAAAUAAUGAAUGCAGAAUUGGUUCACUUGAGGCAAGAGGAGAGAUUGAACGUACGUGUUGGUCGGGACGGAGGUUUACAAAACUUCGAGUUGCACGGCUUGGUGACCUUACACAUUUCUGAUGAGAAAUGGGGACGUAUCCGCGUGCAAAUUGAGAACAACGACACGAGGGGCAUCCAGUUGCAAACUCAUCCAAACGUGGACAAGGAAUUAUUUAGAGCACAUGGACAGAUAGGUUUGAAAGUACCCACCAAACCAUUCCCAUUGAAUACUGAUGUUGGUGUGCUGAAGUGGCGUUUCCAAGCUCAAGAUGAAACAACAUUACCAAUUUCAAUCAAUUGUUGGCCUUCUGAAAAUGGAGAGGGCGGCUGCGAUGUGAGCAUCGAGUACGAAUUGAAGCAGUCCGAUCUUGAAUUGAAUGACGUUCAAAUAAACAUUCCUCUACCUAUUGGAUGCAAUACUGUCGUUAGUGAAUGCGAUGGGCAAUAUUCGCAGGAAACACGACGAAAUACAUUAGUCUGGACUUUACCAGUGAUCGAUGCUUCAACAAAAUCUGGCUCGAUGGAAUUUAUAGCACCUUCUUCUACGCCUGCAGACUUUUUCCCACUUCAGAUUACGUUUACAUCUAAAACACCAUAUGCUAAAAUUAAGGUUAGCGAAGUUUUGCUUGUAGAAGACGAGAGCCCAGUUAAACAUUCAGUAGAAACUGUAUUCUUUACUGAUAAUUAUGAAGUUGUAUAAGAUACAAUAAAUAAUAGAUGAAGUAUUUACUAUGCAUAUAAGAACGUGGAAAUGGCGCAGUUCAGUGGGAGGCAUAAUUUUCAAUGAACAAUCAAGAUUGAUUAUUGUUUGAUUAUCUUUAUUGCCAUACAAUCAUUCCUUAUAUGAUUAAUGAACAUGUUGGCACGUAUCGUUUGGUAUGUAUUUGUAUUGAUGUAUUAUUAUGCUAUUUGACAACUGUCUGACAACAGUGCCGAAUACUUAUAUACGUCUGUAAAAAAAAAAAAAGAUAUAUUUUAAUUAGAAAAAAUGGGGUCGUGACUCAUACACGGAAAGUUAUUGUAUUCUCUUUUUAUUCGGUACAUAUAUUUUAGUAUUGCAAUAGCGCUCGUAAAGAAUUGUAUUAUCAAAUAUAUAUACAUCAAAUUUUGUUA
Molecule: messenger RNA, 2125 nt
Organism: Linepithema humile (Argentine ant)
Lineage: Eukaryota; Metazoa; Arthropoda; Insecta; Hymenoptera; Formicidae
Gene: deltaCOP
Product: coatomer subunit delta
Biological process (GO): Golgi localization; endoplasmic reticulum to Golgi vesicle-mediated transport; retrograde vesicle-mediated transport, Golgi to endoplasmic reticulum
Cellular component (GO): COPI vesicle coat
Source: RefSeq, a predicted model, not a curated record